Molecule: messenger RNA, 3288 nt
Organism: Emys orbicularis (European pond turtle)
Lineage: Eukaryota; Metazoa; Chordata; Testudines; Emydidae
Gene: TMEM132C
Product: transmembrane protein 132C
Exons: 9
Coding region: 1-3288 (1095 amino acids)
Source: RefSeq, a predicted model, not a curated record
AUGACCUUCUCAUUUGCAGUUUUGGUCAGUCUUAGUAGUGUGAGUAGGCAGGUGACAGAUUGUCGAGGGAUCUUGGACAAUAUACAGAGAUUUUCUUCUUUACCAACAUAUCUACCUGUGAGCUAUCGGAUCUUCAGUGCUGAGACUUCCUUUUUUCUUAAAGAAGCCAAUCAGGAUUUCAUGAGAAACUCUAGUUUGCAAUCCCGGGUGGAGUCCUUUUUUCCAUAUAAAGCCAAGAGGCCACCUGUAUUAAAUGCCAGCUAUGGACCUUUUUCCGUUGAACAAGCAGUGCCCCAUGACCUACUGUUAACCUCAAACUUUUUUGGCUCCACCAGCAAGUUUACUUUUAACUGGAGACUUAAAGCCUGCAUCAUGAGUGACAAAAUUUACCUGAGCAAGCCCAAAGUCCAGAUCCUGUUCUACGUUGUGGGCAGGGACUGGGAUGACUACAGUACCACGGAGAGGCUGCCUUGUCUGCGGGUGUUUGCCUUCCGCGAGACGAGGGAAGUCCGAGGCAGCUGCCGGCUGAAGGGGGAUCUGGGAUUGUGCGUGGCCGAGCUGGAACUCCUGCUGAGCUGGUUUAACCCCCCCACGGUGGUGGCCGGCCGCAAGAAAGCGACGGAUCAGUCUGAAGGGAGCCCUGUGGAACUGUACUACACCAUCCAGCCAGGGGACGAGACCGGGGAGUGCACCACUGAGGAUGUGCGGAAGGGGAAUGCCAUCCGGCCAGGGAAGGAUGGUACUGACGAGACCAUGUCCCACUUGCAGAGGAUUGGCUCUGUGAGCCUCUAUCGAGCCCCGGAGAGUUCUCAGCUGACAGAGCUGAGGUUGGACAGUAAUGUUGUCAUCUGGCUGCCAUCGAAACCGGUCAAGCAAGGAGAAGUUGUGAAUGUCUUUGUGACUCUCGCUAACAAUUCCACGGUGGAACAGUUCGUACUGAGGGCCAAGGUGAAGAAGGGCGUGAAUAUUCUGAGCGCGAAGACAAGCGAUCCCCGGCAAUGGGACGUGAAGCAGGAGGUGGGGAAUGGUGGAAAACAUUCAACCACGACCGUUAGCUGUCAAAGGAUAGCACCAAAUUCAAGGAACAGAAGUAACAGUUUAUUCAGUGAAGUCGUGCAGAUGAACUUUGAAAUAGCCAGUUUCAGCAGUCUUUCCGGAACGCAGCCAAUCACGUGGCAGGUGGAAUACCCUCGGAAGGGGACAACGGACAUAGCCCUCUCUGAAAUCUUCAUCUGCCAGAAGGACCUGGUAGGAAUAGUUCCACUAGCAAUGGACACAGAAAUUCUGAACACCGCGAUUCUCACGGGGAAGACGGUUGCAGUGCCCAUCAAAGUGGUUUCCAUUGAGGAGAACAGUGUUGUGACGGACAUCUCUGAAUCGGUGGAGUGCAAGUCCUCUGAUGAGGAUGUUGUCAAAGUUUCUGACAGAUGUGACUAUGUGUUUGUCAAUGGCAAAGAAAUGAAAGGCCAGGUGGAUGCGGUAGUGAAUUUCACAUACCAGUAUCUGAGCGCCCCUCUGCAAAUCACAGUCUGGGUUCCACGCCUGCCUCUUCAGAUUGAUAUUUCGGACAUGGAGCUAAGCCAAAUAAAAGGCUGGAGAGUCCCCAUUGUCUCCAAUAAGAGACCCACAAGGGACAGUGAUGAUGAGGAUGAAGAUGAGCGGAAGGGAAGAGGCUGUGCGCUCCAGUACCAGCAUGCCAUGGUGCGAGUCCUUACUCAGUUUGUCGCGGAGGACUCUAGCCCUUGGAGUCAGCUGAACUACUUGCUGGGUUCUGACUGGCAGUUUGACAUUACAGACCUGGUGAUGGAUUUUAUGAAGUUGGAGGAGCCUCACAUUGCCAGGCUACAAGAAGGAAGGAUUUUGAUUGGACAAGAAGUGGGAAUGACAACAAUCCAGGUUUUUUCUCCUCUGUCGGACUCCAUUCUGGCAGAGAAGACGGUGACGGUGCUAGAUGACAAAGUGACCAUAACAGACCUCGGGGUGCAGAUGGUGGCUGGGCUGUCGCUCUUCCUUCAGCCAAGCCCGGCAAAUAACCGAGCUAUUGUGGCUACCACCAUUGCUCAGGAGCUGCUUCAUACCCCUAAGCAGGAAGCCAUAGUAAGCAUCUGGAUCCAGUUCAGUGACAACUCAGUUACUCCAUUAGACAUUUAUGACCCCAUGGACUUCUCCCUUUUGGCCAUGUCGCUGGACAAAUCCGUUGUCUCAACCCAUCAGAGCACUGCCUGGAAAUGGCCGGUCGUGGCAGCAGAAGGUGAAGGGCAGGGCACAUUGAUCAAAGUAGACAUGAUGAUCUCUGAAGCCUGCCAGAAGUCCAAGAGGAAAAGCAUCUUGGCCACAGGCAACAGCAACAUCAAAGUGAAGUUCGGCCAGAAUGAUGCCAACUCCAACACCGGCGGAGAUUAUGAUGCCGAUGAGAUUGAAAACCACGCGAGCGACCGGCGGCAAAAGGUGUCAGAUCAAGAGCGGUACGGGCAGGAUGGGCGAUACUAUGGGAGCUCUUCGGCGGAGCGAGAGGAAAGUACCGUCAGAAAAGUCAGCACCACUGCAAAGUCAAUGCUCAAAAACAAAGUCAUGAAAAACAAUAGGCUGGAUGGAGGCAAACUCUCGGAUGAUGGCCAGCUGCAGAACAUUCCCAUAGAUUUCACCAACUUCCCUGCUCAAGUAGACCUCCCAAAAAGCAAUGGGGGCAUGGAGGAGAAUGACCUAGUGCAGACGCCCAGAGGCCUUAGUGAUUUGGAAAUUGGGAUGUACGCUCUGCUGGGGGUCUUCUGCCUGGCAAUUCUUGUCUUCCUAAUAAACUGUGCAACGUUUGCAUUGAAAUACCGGCACAAGCAGGUUCCAGUGGAAGGGCAAGCCACCAUGACCCACUCCCACGACUGGGUCUGGCUCGGAAAUGAGGCGGAGUUGCUGGAGAACACAGCCGACGUGUCACCUCAGCAGGACGAGCACACCACUAUUAUAGACCGAGGGAUGGGCCAUGAGGAAAGCAACCACCUCCUCAACGGUGGCACUCAGAAGAACAUCCAGAGCCAGAUCCAUAGGUCUGCUGACUCAGGGGGGAAGCCAGGGAAAGAGCAGAAAACAGAACCUUUGCAUUCCCCCACAUCCAAACGAAAGCGGGUAAAAUUCACAACCUUCACCACCAUCCCACCCGAUGAUGGUUGUCCCACCGUCAACUCUAUCCUAAGUAGCAAUGAUGACGAUAUUAAAUGGGUGUGCCAGGAUAUGGACCUCGGGGACUCCAAAGAGAUAAAAAACUACAUGGAGAAGUUCAAAGACAAAGUGUAG